Messenger RNA from Patiria miniata (bat star), 2354 nucleotides. Its product is annotated as NXPE family member 3-like. The coding region runs from base 113 to 1933 and encodes 606 amino acids. Lineage: Eukaryota; Metazoa; Echinodermata; Asteroidea; Valvatida; Asterinidae. The transcript has 4 exons. The record is from RefSeq and is a predicted model, not a curated record.
CAAAGUUACGCGCAGUGUUUCAAACCUGACAUAAUUCUCCGACGAACUUUUUGGAAACCGCGUUUUGCAUUUCGAUCCGAUUUGUGUGAAUACGCGACUGAGAAAUAGCCUAAUGGCAUCAAAUAAGACCUCCAACAACAACCUCAAUGGAUCGAAAAGUUACGCUGGAAAUACGGCCUCGCCUACCGGCAAAGCGUGCCUACGGUCGUGGCUGCUGUGGGCGAUACUGAUAACUUACGGACUGGUUGUAUAUGCGCUGGUGUAUUUUGGCAACAGCAAUGUGCAGUGGUAUCGGCCACAACCAGCACCCAGCACAAACUUCACCAGAAAUGUAUCAUCUACACGUGUGUUGUCAUCAAAUUCAACACAAGUUCUAAACGCGACCUCGAACCCUAUAACCGAAGUACUACUAAGCACUUCAAAACCAAACGUUAAUGCGAUGGUACUACCAAGUACUUCAGCAGCACAGGUGCCAAACCCAACUAGUACCAGCAACUCCUUCUUCUACAUCCGAAACCCAAAGGCAAGUUACACUGUAUGCGAUCAGCUGGAGUUGUACAUUGAAAGCAGGGACGGUAAGAACAAGAGAAAGACCAGAGGAGGCGACCACAUGUGGCCGUUUCUUCGGACGGCGUCAUUGCACGCCAGUGCCCCAGCAGACGAGCUGAUCGACCACGGUAACGGCACCUUCACCGCCCGCUUCACGCUACACUGGACCGGGGCAAUCGAGCCGCUGGUACGGCUCUCCUUCAGCGCGGAACAUGCUGAUUACCUGCGGAACAUCAGAGAGCGUGCACCCAUGCGAUUCGCCUACGAUGCCAUGUUCACGAACGGCAACACUACCGUCGAAAUAACUCCGUGUCACAUCGACAGAGAUGUAUUCGUCGACAAAAGGGCCGUGGGGCUUUCACUGUCCUCGAAAUCUGAGGUUUGUGACUUUUCAAAUCGGACGGCAGGCACGACGUGGUACUGUCUCAAGCCAAAGACUCUUACGUGCUCCAAUUUCACUCAACAUCGGGGUAACUUGAAGAGAGGCCGGGAAUAUGUCAAUGCAAGAAUAAGACGAGGAGAAUCAAGUGUGGUGGGCCGUCCUGGAGCUUUAAAGAAUACAGGAAAACUAAAGAUAGUCACAGUGAUUUCUAACGUGAGUGAUGCUACGUGUAUGGAUCUACCGACUUGUACUUUUGGCCUUCCACCUAAGCAACCCAAUCACGCCGCUGGUUUCUACUUCAAAGAUUCCUGGAGAUCAAAACUCUGCCGUGCGAGGGAAUUCCAUCCAACCGACACUCUGAAAUGUCUGAGCAAUAGGAGUCUUUACUUCUACGGCGACUCCACCCUACGGCAAUGGUUUGAGUAUCUGGCCACGAACCUCGGUAAAACUAUGAAGGAAGAGGCAAUGGGCGCCAGCAAUCCAAAAGUCGGUCCGAGGCGCGCAAGGGACACCCAGCAUAACAUCACCAUGUUUUUCCGCCUUCACGAGUACCCGAUAAGGAGCGGAUGGGUUAACGUCACGGACAUCAAGUUCACGGUCAGCGAGAUUGAUGGCUUGGAGGGUGGUGCGGACACGGUGGUAGCUUUCGCCCUGUGGGCUCAUUUCACCCCCACCAAUCUCACCUAUUACCGGUCCCGACUGGAGCACAUCAGGGACGCCCUUGCGCGGCUGCAGAAGCGAGGGACGGGCACCAGCCCCAUCUUCUUCAAGUCUGCCAACACGAUGAACUCCUUCAGCGUGGAAAACAACGAUCUGUUUGCCUACGAUCUGGACCAGAUGAUGAGGGCUGUGUUUGCCGACGUUCCUGACGUCGCCAUCAUUGAUGUCUGGGAUAUGACUUUAAGCCACCGGAGCGGAUACCACAUACAUCCCGUCAAAGAUGUCAUCAGGGAGGAAGUCAAGAUGUUUCUAAAUUUCCUUUGCGAGACGCCGUCUGUUUAGUCCAUGAGCCAGCAAAUUUUAUCGGUACCAUUUUGAGGGGAUAAGUCUAAUAUGAUUUUUUCAGUGGAGAAAAAUAUGAAAAGUACAGACAAAUAUGAUAGAUCUUCUAAAACAGUAGCUUAUGACUAGUUUUUGAAAGAUUUGUCCGUAAAUGUUAAAAUACCGACAGCCUCUUACUUUUGCACAACAGACGGCUGUUUGAGGAAUUAGUCAAAUGUUGCACUGUAAGUUUCAUAUGUGAUGAAGAAAUUAAACUAGCCAACAAUAAACAGCCGUUGUAGUUCAAUAUGUGCUGUGUCUGCACGAUGUUUACGUUGAGCAGACACAAACAGUUUGUGCUGAAAUACUCUGAAAUGCCGGAGUGAUUUAUGAAAGAUUAAACUGAGGUAGAAAGUAGUUGACAGGUACAACCUGAAAAAUA